UGGUUGCAGUAUGUGGAAGGAAGACGGACAACCAGGCAGCCAGAGUUUACUGCUCAAUUAAAACAGCUAAGUUAAUACCAUGCCAGUGUGCUAAGUUAAAUCCCAAUUUUGUCCCCCGGACGACAUCGCGGAUACUAUCGCGGCUUGUUUCUGGGUGUUUUUGUGAGGGGUUUGAACUUCCCUCACAUUCUCCCGUAACGUAUUUUCACGAAGGGAGGCGGCGGUGGAGCACUCGGCAGCCAUCUUUGGACCUGCCUGGGAGUGGGAUCCGACUAUCCUGGCACCCCAGUUACUUCGAGGGUGGGGAUUUUUUUUAACCUAGAAUAAUUCCCCCCAAAUCUGCGUGUUAUACUCGACUGACAGCGUUAGGAACCUCGAGGAUUUGGCGCAAGAAACCGCCGCGCCGGGGAUGAAACGAGAGGAAGGCUUUUAUAAUCCCAAACUGUUUUGAAAUCCACGACAUUGUCUACAGAGCUGAAACCUGGCCUGUCAGGAGACGCUCUGAACACAUAUGAGACCACUGUCCUGCAGAUGAGCCAUCGGUGGGGGCUUUCAAGUCGCUGUCGCAGACCCAGAUAGUUCCUGGCGGCAGCGGCAUUGCCCCCCACUCCCCAUUAUGCCCAACAGCAGUCGGGCGGGGAGCCUGAAGGACCCCGAAGUUGCUGAUCUCUUCUUCAAGGAGGACCCAGAAAAGCUCUAUGCAGAUCUGCGAGAGAUCGGGCAUGGCAGCUUUGGCGCUGUAUAUUUUGCACGGGAUGUGCGGACAAAUGAGGUGGUGGCCAUCAAGAAGAUGUCAUAUAGUGGAAAGCAGUCCACUGAGAAAUGGCAAGACAUUAUCAAGGAAGUGAAAUUCUUGCAGAGAAUACAACACCCAAACAGCAUAGAGUACAAAGGAUGUUACCUGCGAGAGCACACUGCCUGGCUGGUAAUGGAGUAUUGCCUAGGCUCUGCUUCAGAUUUGUUAGAAGUUCACAAGAAACCCCUGCAAGAAGUUGAAAUAGCUGCAAUUACCCAUGGUGCUCUUCAAGGGUUGGCUUAUCUUCACUCCCACAACAUGAUUCACCGAGAUAUCAAGGCAGGAAACGUUUUGCUGACAGAGCCAGGGCAGGUAAAACUAGCAGAUUUUGGUUCUGCCUCCAUUGCCUGUCCUGCCAACUCCUUUGUUGGGACUCCAUAUUGGAUGGCCCCAGAAGUAAUUUUAGCUAUGGAUGAGGGACAGUAUGAUGGAAAGGUGGACAUUUGGUCUUUGGGAAUAACCUGCAUCGAAUUAGCUGAGAGGAAGCCUCCAUUGUUCAACAUGAAUGCAAUGAGUGCCUUAUAUCAUAUAGCACAGAAUGAGAGCCCCAUGCUGCAGUCUAGUGAAUGGACGGAUUAUUUCCGGAACUUUGUAGAUUCUUGCCUUCAGAAAUUUCCCCAGGAUAGGCCGAACUCGGAGGAGCUCUUAAAGCAUGCAUUUGUCCAGCGUGAGCGACCAGAAUCUGUUCUAAUAGAUCUAAUAAGUCGGACUAAGGAUGCAGUACGGGAGCUGGACAAUCUGCAGUAUCGUAAAAUGAAGAAGAUCUUGUUUCAGGAAGCCCACAAUGGCCCCACGACUGAGGCACAAGAUGAAGAGGAGGAGCCAGAACACAGUGUGGGUAGAACGGGUACAGUGAACAGCGUGGGGAGCAACCAAUCCAUACCCAGUAUGUCAAUCAGUGCCAGUUCCCAGAGCAGCUCUGUGAACAGUCUAACAGAUGCAGGUGAUGACAAGAGUGAGGUGGACAUGGAGGGAGACCACACAGUCAUGUCCAACAGCUCUGUGAUACACCUAAAACCGGAGGAAGAGACCUAUAAUGAAGAGUCAGAACCUCACACCCGGCCAACUGAGCCACAGUCCCCGCCAGCACACACUCCACGGCCAAAAAGGAACCGCGAGCACUUUGCUACUAUACGCACAGCCUCAGUGCUCACUCGUCAGAUUAAGGAGCAUGAACAGGAUUCUGAGUUAAGGGAGCAGAUAUUGGGCUACAAGCGCAUGAGGCGGCAGCACCAGAAACAGCUGAUGGCUUUGGAAAACAAGCUGAAGGCUGAGAUGGAUGAGCACAGACUCCGUCUGGACAAGGAGCUGGAAAACCAAAGGAAUAGCUUUGCCCAGGAGAUGGAGAAACUGAUCAAGAAGCACCAGGCGUCCAUGGAGAAAGAUGCAAAAACGUUUAGCAACGAUGAAAAGAAGUUCCAACAACAUAUUCAGAGUCAGCAGAAGAAAGAGCUCAACAGCUUCCUAGAAUCCCAGAAACGAGAGUACAAACUUCGCAAGGAACAACUCAAAGAGGAGUUGAAUGAAAACCAGUCAACACCCAAGAAAGAAAAGCAGGAGUGGUUGUCCAAGCAGAAAGAGAACUUCCAACACUACCAAGCAGAGGAAGAGGCCAACUUACAGCGCAGACAGAGGCAGUAUCUGGAGCUGGAGUGUCGCAGGUUCAAACGGAGGAUCUUGAUCGCUCGUCACAAUAUUGAACAGGACUUAGUGCGAGAGGAGCUAAACAAGCGUCAGACCCAGAAGGACUUGGAACAUGCCAUGCUUCUCCGGCACCAUGAGUCCAUGCAAGAGCUGGAGUUCCGCCAGCUCAACACCAUCCAAAAGACGAGGGCUGAGCUGAUUCGCCUGCAGCACCAGACGGAGCUCACCAAUCAGCAGGAGUACAACAAGAGGAGGGAGAGGGAACUUCGACGCAAACACGUUAUGGAGGUUCGCCAGCAACCCAAGAGCCUCAAGUCCAAAGAGCUACAGAUCAAGAAGCAGUUCCAGGACACAUGUAAGAUUCAGACCAGGCAGUACAAAGCACUGAGGAACCAUCUGUUGGAGACCACACCAAAGUCAGAGCACAAGGCUGUCCUUAAACGGCUGAAGCAGGAGCAACACCGCAAACUUGCCAUCUUGGCAGAGCAGUAUGACCACUCCAUCAAUGAGAUGCUUUCCACUCAGGCGCUACGUCUGGAUGAGACUCAGGAGGCUCAGUGCCAAGGCCUACGAAUGCAGCUACAGCAGGAGCUGGAGCUUCUCAACGCCUACCAGAGCAAGAUCAAAAUGCAGACAGAUGCCCAGCAUGACCGUGAGAGGAAGGACAUGGAGCAGAGGGUGUCACUCCGAAGGGCCCUGCUGGAACAGAAGAUUGAGGAGGAGAUGUUGUCCUUGCAAAAUGAACGCUUGGAGCGAAUUCGGAGCCUGCUGGAACGUCAAGCCAGAGAAGAAGAGGCUUUUGACUCGGAGAGUAUGCGCCUGGGCUUCAGCAACAUGGUGCUAUCAAACAUCUCCCCAGAGGGCCUCAGCCAUAGCUUUCCCGGGGCUCCAGGAAGUUGGAGUCACCGUCAGCAACAGCACCCGCCUGGGAGCGGUCAAGGGCCACACUGGGGCAGUGGAAGUCUGGGUGCAGCGUCGGGCCACCAAGGCAGCCAUCACCACUAUCACUCCAGUCCGGGAGGGGCACCUAUGCAGCAAGGCUGGGGGCAGGGUAUGCAGGGAGGUGGGGGUCCACCGCCGUGGGGCCACUCCUCAGCGGUCUCCCGCAGCAGUGGAGGUGUACAGAACAGCCCCCAAGCAAUGGGGAGGACACCCUCGGGAGGACGCAGUGAGCAGGGCAUGAGCAGGAGUACCAGUGUCACCUCUCAAAUAUCUAACGGGUCACACCUCUCCUACACAUAGAUCCCCCCCAUCAGCCCUGGAAUCAGAGGUUGAGCACGGAGAUGUAGAAUCCAACAAAAACAGCAGGACAGGGUAUUUGCUGAGCUCUGACGCGCUCUGUCUCUCUCUCUCGCUCUGCAACUCUACACCUCCGUUUCUCCCGUGUACAGAUGUGGAUGUGUGAUGAAAUAAAUGUUGCUCAGGUCAAAAGGGCUGGAAGAGAUGCAGCCCGUCCUCACGGCAGUUUAUCGGCACACAUACAGAUCCUUAAAUUUAUGUUACAUAAGCAAUUUGAGUGUCAACACAUAAUACUCCCAUUUGUUUUUAUUUACAGCUCUCCUAUGGAAUUUUAAAGAUAUAUGUUUUGUGCUAUUCACAGCCAUUGCUCUCAUUUUGCACAUGAAACACUGUUAAAAAAAAGCUUUUGACAUGUGUUAACUAUAUCCUUAGAAAUGUGGUAUCAAACAAUCACAGUAAAUUGAUUUUAUUUAGAAUCCCCCCCCCUUCCUUCACUCAGCUGAUUCACAUUCAGUUAUACACUGGUCAAUUCUCUGACGGUGGUUAAUAAUGCAGCAGACCUAACUAAAGAUGCUUUGCUGUUGUAAUACCAGCCUGCUGUAAUGGUCAUUGUUAUAAAUUAGAUACCUCCUUUUUAUUCAGUAGUUUAAUUUCACCUGAUUUUCUGGUCAUCAACCAAAAUUAGACUGAAAUUCAGAGCCAAAUAAACAAAUCUUAACUGUUUCAGGUGUAUGCUACAACACUACUACAGUGCCUUUUAACCUUUUGAUUAUAGAAAUCAGUCUCAGAUGUUUAUAGUUUAAUAUUUUAAAUUUCAUCAUCAAUUUAUAAUCGGUGCCAGUGUAUGUUUAGUUCAGUCUAUUUUAACACCUGGGAUUUUAGUUCCAGAGGUCCCAGAUACUUUUCUCAGAUUAUUAAUAUUCACUGUGCAUGCAGUAAAGUUGGUAAAGUCUUAUAAAUGGAGAGAUAUAGAAAUUUACUUGUGUAUAUCAGUAACUAUAUUUUGGGCUUUAGAGUGGUGGAACUCUAGGGGUGAACUUGAAGAAAUGUCAUUGUUCACAUUCACAGGAGGAAUUGUGAGGGAAGAAAGGAGACUCAUUUGCCUUCAAAAACAAUCCUAGUAUUGAUCUGUUGAUUUUUAUUAGUGCCUUUUUAAAACUGCUGCCUUUUUCAAAGCACUUUAUACAGCUAGAUAUGUGUAAGAUUAAUAUUUGACUUCUUUUCACAAUGCACCUGGUGGAUGUUUUGUCGGUACGUAUGUAGUUAAGUUGAGGAGUCGAGCUAACCUGUGCUGUGAUAUUUUUUUUUUUUUUUUUUUGAAGAGCAAUUUCCCAAGUACAGACAAGGCCCAAGUGUAUGUCAACAUACAGUAUGUGAGUGAAAGCAGUUUCCUCCUUCCUGCAGCUUUUUGAAACUGUAGCCGUUGUUGGUUCUCCUCUGUGUGUGUUUGUGCUGAAUUUCGAUCGAACAGAGGAUGUGAGGAUGCUGCAGUCUUUUUAGAUUUGGCUACAGUUUCUAAAACACACUGAACUGAGUAAACUAAAAAGUCCAUUAUGUGCAGGCGGAUAGCUUAAGGUAAUUGUCAUGACCAUGACAGCAGGCUUGGCACUACUAAGAAAUCUACAACACUGUUGAGAAAUGUUGGGGCCCAGUUAAGUAACACUAAACAUUUAAAAGGUGCUAGGUUAUAAAUGCUACACCAUCUCAUCAAAACCCAGGAACAAGGGUGAUUGAAUCAAGCACAUGCUCGCAUGAUGGCAUUGUAGCACAUGUAAAUCUAAAAUUGAGUCACGCACACUCUGUGAAAACGGCCAAAUGCAAAAUAAAUGUGGCAAAAAAGCACUUAGGUAUUCCUUUGAUAGCUUUAGCAGAUCCUCUAAUAUCUGUUUCUCGCUUCUCUCUGGUUUGUGGUUGAAAUAUCAUUGGAGAAGUCGUGCCCUUUUAACCUUUUAACAGCUCCAUGUUCAAGUUAGGCUUUUCCAUUUCCAUAUGGAGAAAAGGCCCUUUAAGUAUAAUGAUCCAGAGAUAGUAAGGAUAUAUAUACUCCCUGAAUCACAAAGCUGGAGUUAAAUGUUCAUAUGUGUAUAUUUUAUUAAAGAAAACAUUUAAAGACUAAACUCACAUUUUAAGAAAAUAAUUUCUAAAACUAACUUUAUUUAACUGACGGACCACACUGAUACUAGCAGACCUUUCGCUCUCAGAGUGAAAGUGGUGUUGAGUCUGAACGUAGCUCAUUGGAAGAUAUUCUUGGUUUUGUGUACACAGACAGAAUGCCUCAUAUGCAUGUAUUUGCUGCCAUCUCCUUUAAAUGCCACUUAUUUAGUCAGCCGGCCAUCUCUUGAGCAUCAUCAAUGCAGGUCCCCCCCACACCGCACACAUUUGAAUCUUUGUCCCCAUUCCACACUGAUUCAGAGCCACCUUUUCAGAUGCUGGCUCUUUCUGAAUGUCAUACUGUGAUAUAGUCAUGUAUCACAUUUGAGGACACAAAAACCCUGGGGGUCUUUUUCUUGAAUAGGUGGGAUUUUAAUUUUCCACAUGUAUAUAAUCCUACCUAGAAAGUACGCAUAAUAUCAAGUGACAUAUGGUUUGGUCCCAAAACUCUUUUCUCUCAUGCCAAGUGACUAGUUCCAGCUGCUGUAACACUGCAGGUUAUAUUCAUCAUUUCUUCUCUGAUUUAUUGCUAUUUAGUUAAAGAAAGGGGAAUGUAUUUAUCAUGAUCAGAAUCUCUUUACCAUAAGUCAAAAGCCAAGGCCAAGAGUUUGAAUGUCAGGAUAAUCAGACCUCCCAUACAUGCCAACCUUAAGUUUGUAUGCACAAUUUUUGUUCACUUUUAUGUCAAUGUUGUGUGUGAGGGAGUCUGAAUAUUGUUGUCAAUCAUUAUCAGUCACAAGACCUUUCCACCAACCUGGAUUUUAUUUUGUCUUUUCUUUUUUUUUUUAAAAAAAAACCUUGAUGUCAAACUUUGUCCUACUGACUGAACGCAUAUGGGAUACUGAAUGAGAAUCGGCAACGGAAAAUGGUGAUCCUUUCUAUGGUCAAACACUGUGCCAUACCUGAGUUGCCAAGCCCAGAUACCACUGCAUCGUCUCAUCUCCAUGGUUUUACCUAUCAUCGGGCUGACAGCAUGAAAUGUAUGAAACCUUAAAACAAAAAACAAGUUGGUUCUAGUCUAGUGGCCAAAGUAAAAAAGGCUUGAAAAGAUGAUGACAGGCAGAUUAUGAAAAGAGAUUGCAUUUCUUUGAAGAUGUCAGUAUUCUUCUUUGGCACAUUACCACUACAACUCAUAACCUGUAUUAAACUGUAUAGAUGGUGGAACAUGUUACUGAAUGUCAGAGAUUUUUUUUUUUUUUUUUGAAGAUACUACAUAAGAGAUGGUAAAGUACUAAAAGUGGAUUUAAAUUGUGUAAAAAGAUUCAUAAAACAAAUAAAAUAGGAUCAAAUUUAUUAUUUUGUUUGUAUUAUAUUUACCAUUGUGUUGGCAGAGGGAUAUUGAACAGAAAUCAGCUGUAAUAAAGUAAUUUUAGUAUAA
Messenger RNA from Morone saxatilis (striped sea-bass), 7208 nucleotides. RefSeq names its product TAO kinase 1a (gene taok1a). The record is from RefSeq and is a predicted model, not a curated record. The transcript has 20 exons. Gene Ontology annotation, biological process: execution phase of apoptosis; protein phosphorylation. Bases 617 to 3682 code for a protein of 1021 amino acids. Gene Ontology annotation, molecular function: protein kinase activity; ATP binding. Lineage: Eukaryota; Metazoa; Chordata; Actinopteri; Moronidae.